This is a messenger RNA of Leptopilina boulardi, 468 nucleotides long. Its product is annotated as odorant receptor 67c-like. Gene Ontology annotation, biological process: detection of chemical stimulus involved in sensory perception of smell; sensory perception of smell. The transcript has 4 exons. Lineage: Eukaryota; Metazoa; Arthropoda; Insecta; Hymenoptera; Figitidae. The record is from RefSeq and is a predicted model, not a curated record. The coding region runs from base 1 to 468 and encodes 155 amino acids. Gene Ontology annotation, molecular function: olfactory receptor activity; odorant binding. Gene Ontology annotation, cellular component: plasma membrane.
AUGGCCCAAGUUGGAUCGGGCAAUGUCGACAAUGACCAAAAAAAUUUCAUUUUCAGGAUGGAAAAGCAGUUAAAUAAGUUAUUUGGAUUUUUGAUUUUUAUGCAAUUUUUUAUUUCCAUACUUAAUUUGUGUACAUCUUGUUUUUAUAUAACAAAAUUGCAGUAUGAUAAUACAUUUUUCUUAUCCACAAUUUGUAUGUCAAUUUCAUUUCUUUUUCAAAUUUUUUUAUAUUGUUGGUUUGGCGAGUCGAUGUCUCGAAGGAGUUUGGCUGUUGCUGAUAUAAUAUACCAAAUGGAUUGGAACGUAUUGAGUAAACAGACUAAACAAACACUAUUAAUAAUAAUGAUGCGAGCUAGUCAUCCAAUAAAACUCACCGGAUCAUCUUUAAUUAUAGUGUCAAUUGAAACUUUUUUAAAGAUUUUAAAAGUUUCUUAUUCUGCUUUUAAUUUGAUAAGGAAUGUAAGUUAA